AUGUUUGCACAACGUAUGAUGGACCUUUCUGAAUACAGAAAGAAGUUUUAUUACUAUCUUGUUGCUAAAAUGAGUGACAUAGCACCAAAUUUGGCUUCAUUAAUUGGUGAAGUUGUUGGACCUCGUUUGAUAUCUCAUGCUGGAAGCCUCACAAAUCUUUCAAAAUGCCCUUCUUCUACACUUCAAACCCUUAGUGAUACUAUGAUGGAUAAUGUUGAAUUUGUGCUACAAAACUUUUCAGAAAUGAAUAAGCUUUGGGUUCGGAUGGAACUUCAUGUUUAUGCGUCUGUAUCUUUAUAUUUUUACUUUUACGUUGUGAACUGUGACAUGUGA
Lactuca virosa is the source of this 333-nucleotide messenger RNA. The record is from the annotation of a GenBank genome assembly. NCBI's taxonomy places the organism in Eukaryota, Viridiplantae, Streptophyta, Magnoliopsida, Asterales, Asteraceae.